Molecule: messenger RNA, 957 nt
Organism: Dracunculus medinensis (Guinea worm)
Lineage: Eukaryota; Metazoa; Nematoda; Chromadorea; Rhabditida; Dracunculidae
Source: the annotation of a GenBank genome assembly
UUGCAAAUUUUUUAUAUUUAUAUUUUAAUAUUUAUAUAUAUUUAUAUUUUUUUCUUCAGUGAAAUUAGUUAUUCACGUUCAGCAAGCAUAUCGGACGCAGUAAGUGCCAUAAAACGUAAUAAUAAUGUAGCAUUAAAAGGUGCAAUUCAAGAAUACGACGGUGUUGAAUCAGAACUUCAUGGAAUAAAUGUAUCACUUAAAAAUGAACUAGAUCUAUUUGCUAAUCUCGUCCAUAUUAAAAGUCUAAAAGGGAUAAAGACUCGACAUAAAAAAAAGCUGGAUUUUUACAUUGUUCGUGAACAGACUGAAGGAGAAUAUUCAUCAUUAGAACAUGAACUUGUUCCUGGAAUUGUUGAAUGUCUAAGAAUAAUAACUGAAAGCAAGUGCAAGCGAAUUGCUAAAUUUGCUUUUGACUAUGCGACAAAAAUGCAUCGUCACAAAGUUACAGCUGUACAUAAAGCAAAUAUUAUGAAACUGGGUGAUGGUUUAUUUCUUCGUUCUUGUAAAGAAAUGUCGGCAUUAUAUCCAAGAAUCGAAUUCGAAUCAAUGAUUAUUGAUAAUUGUUGCAUGCAGUUGGUAUCGCGUCCAGAACAAUUUGACGUGAUGGUGAUGCCAAAUCUUUAUGGUAAUAUUGUCGAUAAUCUCGCUGCUGGUCUCAUCGGUGGAGCUGGUGUAGUUAGUGGUCAAUCUAUUGGUUCUGAUGCGGUUAUUUUUGAACCAGGAGCAAGGCAUUCAUAUCAAGAGGCUCUUGGAAGGCAAAUAGCUAAUCCUACAGCGAUGUUGUUGUGCUGUGCAAAAUUGCUUAAUCAUGUACAUCUUAAAGAAUAUGGAAACGCUUUACAUAAAGCUGUAGAAGAAGUAAUCGCUGAGGGUCGAGUAAGAACCCGAGAUUUGGGAGGUUAUUCAUCAACAUCUGAUUUUACGGGAGCUGUUAUUGAUAAAUUUAGAAUCUUUUAG